Molecule: messenger RNA, 5865 nt
Organism: Thalassophryne amazonica
Lineage: Eukaryota; Metazoa; Chordata; Actinopteri; Batrachoidiformes; Batrachoididae
Gene: sin3aa
Product: SIN3 transcription regulator family member Aa
Exons: 21
Coding region: 332-4201 (1289 amino acids)
Biological process (GO): negative regulation of transcription by RNA polymerase II
Cellular component (GO): chromatin
Molecular function (GO): transcription corepressor activity
Source: RefSeq, a predicted model, not a curated record
UCCGGGAGAUCCUUUGGGUUAAACUGGCCAGUGACGUGCGACAUAGGCUGGAAUAUUUGUAGUAGCCACGCCCCUCACGGAGAUUGUUUUCCUCUCCGGGGGAGAUUUUCAGUUUGCAAUCUACAGCUUGAAUGAUUUCUUUAAAAGAAAAGAAAAGAAAAAACAACGUCUCUGUUAAUUUGAUUUCUGCACAUGAUCUGCUUCGGUAUCUCUUCCAGCCAAAAGGUAAUAGUGGUCCAGAGCACGUAUCGGAUUAUCAAAGCAUCAUCUGCGAACUUCAGCCUACUGUUUAGGAGAGGGGUCUGUCUCCUCUCAUGAGUAUGAGUUCAUAAUGAAGCGGCGACUGGAGGAACAGGAAACGGUUUUUGCGUCCCAGCAGCGGCGCCUCCCUGGCAGCGCGGAGGCCUUCCAGCAUCGUGUCCUGGCCCCCGCUCCAGCCCCGGCUGUGUAUGAGGCGGUGCCUGACAACAUGCAGCCCACAGCAGGUGUCCAGUACUCCGUCCCUCAGGGAUUCCAGGUAUCCACGGUUUGUCCAGUGCAGUGCUCAUACAGGGACUUAGAGGUGCCCACUGUGGCUCAGAACAGUGGAGGGCACGGACACACCCCUAGCACAGCCGUCCAUGGAGGAUCUCACCACCACAGUCCGGCAGUCCAGUCCCAUGGACCCUCUGCGAUGCCAGUGCACAGUCAUACAGCUGCUCCUCAAGCCACACCUCAGGGCCAGCAGCAGUUCCAAAGGCUGAAGGUGGAAGAUGCGCUGUCUUACUUAGACCAAGUGAAACUGCAGUUUGGCAACCAGCCUCAGGUCUACAAUGACUUUCUGGACAUAAUGAAAGAGUUUAAAUCUCAAAGCAUUGACACCCCUGGGGUCAUCAGCCGAGUGUCACAGCUCUUCAAAGGUCAUCCUGACCUCAUUAUGGGCUUCAACACCUUCCUGCCUCCUGGCUACAAAAUCGAGGUUCAGACCAACGAUCUGGUUAAUGUGACUACACCUGGUCAAAUUCACCACAUCACCCCACAUGGCAUUUCAGUCCAGAACAUCCCCAUAACUGGAACAACUACCACACACCAAGCCCAGCCCCAAUCUACCACGACUACCAGCGCUCCACCACUUCUGACACAGCCCACCGGUGCCAAGCUCAACAAGCCUCUCCAGUCACCGGCCUUGACCCCGAGCAGCCAGAGCAAUCCAUCCAUCCCCCCUUACUCCUCACCACGCUCGCCACCCAUGCAACUCCAUCCGCCACUCAGCGGGACCCCAACUGGCCCGCCCAUGCAGAACAACCAGCCUGUGGAGUUUAACCACGCCAUUAACUACGUCAACAAGAUAAAGAACCGCUUCCAAGGCCAGCCCGACAUCUACAAAGCCUUCCUGGAGAUCCUCCACACAUACCAGAAGGAGCAGCGGAAUGCGAAAGAGGCUGGCGGGAACUACACCCCAGCACUAACUGAGCAGGAGGUUUACGCUCAGGUGGCUCGGCUUUUCAAGAACCAAGAAGACCUCUUGUCAGAGUUUGGACAGUUUCUUCCUGAUGCCAACAGUUCUGUGCUAUUAAAUAAGACCACAGCGGAGAAGGCAGAGUCUGUACGGAAUGACCAUGGAGGCACUGCCAAAAAACUGCAGCUUAACAACAAACAGAGGCCAAAUCAGAACGGCUGUCAGAUCCGUCGGCAUCCAGCUUCGGGGGCCAUGCCGCCACUCAAGAAAAAGCCCAAGUUGUUGAAUUUGAAAGAUUCCCCAGUGACAGAAACUGGGAAACAUGGUGUCGGAACAGAAUCUCUGUUCUUUGAGAAGGUGCGCAAAGCCUUACGAAGUGCUGAAGCCUACGACAAUUUCUUGCGGUGUCUGGUCAUCUUCAACCAGGAGGUAAUCUCCAGAGCUGAACUGGUGCAGCUGGUGCUACCUUUUUUAGGGAAAUUCCCCGAGCUUUUCAACUGGUUUAAAAACUUCCUGGGUUAUCGAGAGAUGUCCCACAUUGAAACUUACCCUAAGGAACGGGCCACUGAAGGGAUCGCCAUGGAGAUUGAUUAUGCUUCCUGUAAGAGACUUGGCUCCAGUUACAGAGCUCUUCCAAAAAGCUACCAGCAGCCCAAGUGCAGCGGCAGAACUCCACUUUGUAAAGAGGUUUUGAAUGACACCUGGGUUUCCUUCCCUUCCUGGUCUGAAGACUCAACAUUUGUCAGCUCUAAGAAGACUCAGUAUGAGGAACAUAUUUACAGAUGUGAAGAUGAACGAUUUGAGCUGGAUGUGGUGUUGGAGACCAAUCUGGCUACCAUCCGAGUCCUGGAGACAGUACAGCGGAAAUUGUCCCGCAUGUCUGCCGAGGAGCAGGCCAAAUUUCGCUUGGACAACACACUGGGCGGCUCCUCUGAGGUUUUACAUCGUAAAGCCGUCCAGAGGAUAUAUGGAGACAAAGCACCUGACAUCAUCGACGGCUUGAAGAAAAAUCCGGCUGUAUCUGUUCCCAUUGUGCUGAAAAGGUUAAAGACCAAGGAUGAAGAGUGGCGGGAAGCCCAAAGAGGCUUCAACAAGAUCUGGAGGGAACAGAAUGAGAAGUAUUACCUCAAAUCCCUCGACCAUCAAGGCAUCAACUUCAAACAGAACGACACCAAAGUGUUUCGCUCCAAGUCCCUGUUGAAUGAAAUUGAAAGCAUCUAUGAUGAACGCCAGGAGCAGGCAUCAGAAGACAAUGCUUCCCCACCCACGGGCCCCCACCUGACUCUGCCAUAUGAGGACAGCCAGAUCCUGGAAGACGCAGCGGCACUCAUCGUCCACCAUGUUAAGAGGCAGACCAGUAUUCAGAAAGAGGACAAAUACAAGAUCAAACAGAUCAUCUAUCACUUCAUCCCCGACAUGCUGUUUGCGCAGCGCGGCGAGCUAUCGGACAUAGAAGAGGAGGAGGAAGAAGAAGAGAUGGGUAUUGAGGAAGGGGCUUCUAAAAAACACAACGGUGUUCCUGGCAGCGGAAGUCCCUCCAAAUCCAAGUUGCUGUUUAGCAACACGACAGCACAGAAACUGCAUGGCUGUGACGACCCUUACAACCUUUUCUAUGUUAACAACAACUGGUACAUCUUCCUGCGCUUGCACCAGACACUGUGCUCACGACUGCUACGGAUUUACGGGCAGGCAGAGCGCCAGAUCGAGGAGGAUGUCAGGGAACGUGACUGGGAGAGAGAAGUGCUGGGGCUCAAGAGGGAGAAGAACGACAAUCCAGCCAUCCAGCUGAGACUAAAGGAACCAAUGGAUAUCGAAGUUGAAGAUUAUUACUCAGCCUUUUUGGAGAUGGUUCGCAAUUUGCUGGAUGGGAAUAUGGAAGCGUCCCAGUAUGAGGAUUCACUCCGAGAAAUGUUCACUAUUCACGCGUUCAUCACCUUCACAAUGGAUAAGCUCAUCCAGAGCAUUGUCCGACAGCUUCAGCACAUCGUGACUGACGAGAUCUGCAUCCAGGUGACAGAUCUGUACCUGGCAGAGAUCGCUAACGAGGCCACCGGCGGAACCAUGUCCACCCAGCCGUCGAGGAGCUCCGCAGAGGCCAUCUACCAGAGGAAAGCUGAGCAACUCAUGUCUGAUGAGAACUGCUUCAAGGUGAUGUUCUUGCGAAACAGAGGCCAGGUUCAGCUCACAGUGGAGCUGCUUGACACAGAGGAGGAGAACUCUGAUGAGCCCAUGGAAGCUGAGCGUUGGUCUGAUUAUGUUGGACGCUAUUUAAACCCAGAUUCCACCACCCCUGAGCUGAGGGACCAUCUCGCACAGAAACCAGUUUUUCUUCCCAGGAAUCUAAGGCGGAUCAGGAAGUACCAGAAGGGACGAGACCAGCUGGAUAAGGAGGCCUGCGAUGGCGGGAAGAAAUCUCUGGAAAAGGAGAAAAUGGAGUGUAUGUUCAAACUCAACUCUUACAAGAUGGUCUACGUUUUCAAGUCAGAGGACUACAUGUACAGACGUACCGCUCUGCUGCGAGCUCACCAGUCACACGAGAGGGUGAGCACACGGCUGCACAAGCGCUUCCAGGCCUGGGUGGAGGCAUGGGUGAAGGAGCACGUCACGCAGGACAUGAGCGCCGAGACCAAUAAGUGGCUGAUGGGCGAAGGACGUGACGGCUUGUUACCGUGCACUACCAGCCGCCAGCCAGAGGUCCUUCACUUCAUGAAUAUCAACAAGUACCGCGUCAAGUACAGCAGCCCUGUCAGCAAGGCGCCAUAGCCGCCCAGGAGAGCGGAGAACAGGACUCAUUUCUGCAGGUGUUUGUUCUGAGGUCAGAGUAGAGGGACGAGGGGUUAUGAAUAUGUUUUUAAGGCUGACAUGGGAGCACAAUUAAGCUAGCUACCGUGUGGGUUGCACCCAGGGCGGCAGGAUUACUGAUUUUUACCAGCGUUUUUAGCUGGACUUGUUUUUUUGUUUGUUUGUUUUCCUCUCUCUCUUGUCAUAGGGCCUUCUGUGCCAAAACUUAGGAAUGGUCAUGUCCCAGUCGCUGAGCUGAGCUCUUACCAGCACUCAGAUCCACACGUACCUGAGCCUUUAACAAAGGGCUUGGCAGUGUGAACGGUAACCCGACGAGAGACAGAGUGGUGCUUUUUUUUUCUUCUUUGCAUUUAUCACAGCCGAGCUUCGAAUCCGUUACUGAGCGGCCGUCCUGUGUGAAGCCAUCAGGGUCAGAGCUCCAUUGAAAUCAGUCACACACGGGGGUUUCUUCUCAACAGCAUUAUGCCGCGGUAUCCACACAAAACUAAACGGUGGACAAAGUGCACUUAUAAAAAGAAAAUGAAAUGUUUAAGGGGAUUAUUUUUGUUUUUACCAUUUUUGGGGAAAGCUCAUCAAAGUCUGGUUCAGACAUUCCUGCAUUGAGGCCAAAUCACAUUUAUGUACCUAUCGCUCACAAGACAGAAAGAGGGUUACAGUUCUUUUUCCAAAUCAAAUGGCAGCAUUAUUACAACCUGUGCCUGAGCCCCAAGCAGUAUUGUCAGGUUCAGAGUGUCACAUUUUAUGUACAAAAGCAGAGAAACGCCUCACAACACUGUUUGGUCUCAGACUGUAAAAUUGUAUAUCUUCUGAAUGUCAGACGCUGACAUGUAAUCCAGAUGUGUUGUGUGUGUGAGUGCGUGCGUGUGUAUAUAUUAUAUAUAGUUCUAUUAACACAAAUGAUCCUCGCCGCCCUGGAGGGCAACCUUUUUUAAAACGCCACUGGCAUCGCCGUACACCAACACACCAGCUUGUACACACAGCUGUCCACAUGCCGCUCACACUGUAAAUACAAUGUACAUAAUCUCAGACUUUUUAUGACAGAUCUGUGUCGUUGUGCUAGUAACACUUUCCAAGCUUACUGUGGACUUUAGUGAGAAAUGGCUAAAGUUAGUGUGUAUACACAAAAAAAGACAACUGCAAGACCGUUUAUUACAGUUUUUACCAAAGGGAGUUGAUUACAAAAGUAACUGUUUUUUCCCCCUUUGUGUGUCCUUUAAGUAUGUAUUUUUAAUUUUGGUAGUUUAAGAAAAAAAACAUGGAGAAGUAGGAAUGUAUCCAGGUUCUUCUGUUUUUAUAUGUUGUUUUUUUUUUUCCUUAAAUGUGGCAUCUGGUACAUCCAUUGGUGUAAUGAUCACUGCCCCUUUUUGGCAAGCCAGCGUCUGUGGGUGGAUGGUGGGACACUGACUCAUAUCACAGUUUGAGUCCUCAGGUGAACGGACUCUUCAAUGGGCUCAACCUCGUGAUCCCCCCCCCACCCACCCACCCCCCGAUAGAUUUCUGCUGAGAACAUCAUCAUCAUCACACCAUAUUUUUGAUAUUGGAACAAGUCAAACUCGCAUGUCUUUAGUCCUUUUAUUUAGGCAUUAUUUAAAGUAAUAAUAAAAAGACAUUUGUAGCCUAUGUAA